UUGUGUUUUGCACGGUUCGGCGUCGCUUUUCACACAUAGCUGCUGUAAUUUCGUAUUUUAAAAUAAAAACUAAAAACUAACCAUGGAAGAAAUUCCGUCUAUUCGUCGACGCUCAUCGUUGUUUUCCAUGAAUCAUGCUAGUGAUUCCGGCUCAACCUCAAAUGAACUAGUCAAAUAUGAGAAGCAGCUCCGGCUUGAAAUAAAACAGUGGAGUUGUUUGCUUCGUACCAAAUCUCAUAAGAUACAGCAGUUACGUGCAUCGUCCCACAAGGUGGAUGCUUCCAUUUUGAGCGAUGAGCAGCGAAGAUAUCUGGCUGACGGUCCAACAGUGGAUAAUUACAUUGCCGAAACCGAAACAUUCGAUAAAGCGAUCACCAAAUACGUUGAGCAAAAAUCAUUUCUGAUGGAAAGGAAUGCGCAUAUUGUGGAACAGGCGAAAGCAUUAGUGGAACUAGAGAUUAAAGAUAAAAUAUCCAGCGAGCUAUCGGGAACUAUCGUUCCAUAGUAAGAAGCGAGUGUUCGUUUAUUUAAUCAUGUUUUGUUACCAGAAAUUUAUCUGCAAUUAUGAUCAAAUGCAUUUUUACAGCAACGCUGCGU
Messenger RNA from Anopheles moucheti, 597 nucleotides. RefSeq lists its product as uncharacterized. The transcript has 3 exons. The record is from RefSeq and is a predicted model, not a curated record. Lineage: Eukaryota; Metazoa; Arthropoda; Insecta; Diptera; Culicidae. Bases 83 to 505 code for a protein of 140 amino acids.